This is a messenger RNA of Podarcis lilfordi (Lilford's wall lizard), 302 nucleotides long. The record is from the annotation of a GenBank genome assembly. Lineage: Eukaryota; Metazoa; Chordata; Lepidosauria; Squamata; Lacertidae.
AUGCACAGCAUCUUGCUGAACCUGCAAGAAUUGUGUGAAAAGAAGGCAAAGGCAAGAGAGGUAAAACUGACAAGUCUUUCCCUUUACCUCACCAGGGAGUUGAAUCCACUGUGGAAUUUACAGUCAAUCGUACCUCUGAAAGAGAUGAGGGGCCUCUGAGCACAGUUGGAGCUUAUGCACAUUAUCCCAAAGAUGACAUAGAACAAGAUGGUGAAAUUGGAAAAGAGAUUCCACUCACCUCUGUGGCCCACUGGAAGCCACUUCAGUACAGAGGCAAAAUUGAGAACCUCUUCUCAUUUUAA